Messenger RNA from Nezara viridula (southern green stink bug), 2178 nucleotides. The record is from the annotation of a GenBank genome assembly. NCBI's taxonomy places the organism in Eukaryota, Metazoa, Arthropoda, Insecta, Hemiptera, Pentatomidae.
CGUCAAUCGACUUCAAUCUACUAGCUUUCUAUCUAUUAUGACUUAUCAGCAAACUUUGUUUUUUCAUACACUUUGGCUGGUGCCAAUGUUUGAAAUUGUAUUAUCAUAAUGGUUUCUAUUUUACUUAAUAUUUGGAUUUUUGUAGCGGUAAUACUACCUUUUGUUGAAUUAAAACAUGACAAAGGGUAUAUUGCUUAUUGUCCAUGCAUGGGAAGAUUUGGAAAUCAAGCAGACCAUUUUCUAGGAGCUCUGGGCUUUGCUAAAGGCAUAAACAGAACAUUGAUUUUACCACCUUGGGUUGAAUACAAGUAUGGUGAGCCAAGAUCGAUACAAGUUCCUUUCAAUAAAUAUUUCAAGAUAGAUCCACUGUCAGAGUUUCAUGAUGUAAUAUUAAUGGAAGAUUUUAUGCAGAAUAUUGCUCCCGAAAUUUGGCCUCCUGAAAAAAGGAUAGCAUUUUGCUAUUCAUCUCGUGGUUCAAGUGGAGGAUGCAGUGCAAAAGAAGGCAACCCAUUCGGACCGUUUUGGGAUACUUUUAAUAUAAACUUCGUUGAUUCUGAAUUUUAUGGUCCUUUACAUUAUGAUGUUUACUACAGUGAUAUGCCAGAAAAAUGGAAUCAGAAAUAUCCUACUGAGAAAUUUCCUGUUUUAGCAUUCACAGGUGCUCCUGCAUCAUUUCCAGUUCAAAAAGAAAAUACAAAAUUACAUAAAUAUUUAAAAUGGAGCGAGAAUAUUUCACGUGAAGCGAAGGAAUUCAUCAAAAAAUCUUUACCAAGAGGAGCCUUUAUCGGGAUUCAUCUUCGAAAUGGAAUUGAUUGGGUUCGUGCUUGUGAGCAUGUGGAGAAAUCUCCUCUCCUGUUUGCUGCACCCCAAUGUGUCGGCUAUUCUGGAAAGCAAAAGGCUACCAAAGAAAUGUGUCUUCCGAGUGAAGAUAUAAUUAUAAGACAAAUUAAAAGGCAUGCAAGAUCGCUUGGUACGAUUAAGUCAUUAGUCGUUGCUUCAGAUUCGAACCAUAUGCUGCCGGUGCUGUCUAAGGCUCUUUCUCGUAUGGAGAUAACCGUUGUGAAGGCUGAAGGAUCGAGUCCUCAUGUAGAACUGGCUAUACUCGGAUUGUCAAAUUACUUUAUUGGGAAUUGCAUUUCUUCUUUCACGGCAUUUGUAAAACGUGAACGAGAUGUCCGAGGACUUCCUUCGGGAUUUUGGUCUUAUCCAACAUCUAUAUCUUCAAAACACGAUGAACUAUAAUUGUAAAAGACUCUUGUUAUAUACUUAUACAUGAAUAAUGUCAUGAUUGUAUGUAAUACAAAUAAAUGUGAUCUCAUAGAAUAUUAAAUUCAAUCUCAUGUAACAUUAUGAUUUAGAAUCCUAUUUAGUAUACUAGAUGACUUAUUAUUUACCUAUCUUUUGAAAAUAAUUAUAUAAAAUGAAAUUCAUGUAUUAAAUAUGAAAAAAAAAGAUCUGUUAGAUAUUAAAAAUCAGCUGUUGAUUUAAUGUUUCAUUACUCAGGUGAUGGAAAUAGAAACUAGAAGAAGACAACAGUAAAUUGAAUGAAUCAUUAGAGAUAGAGAAUUUCUUUCAGUUAGCCUUUAUUAUUUAUUCUCAUCCUGAUAUUUUUAAGACUGAUAUGAGAUUGUAUUUAAUUUUCUUCAGAAUUAUGUUUUAUAACAGUACUUAUGCAUUCCAUGAAUGUUAUAUAUAAUAUAUUUAGGUAUUAUUUACAACUUUAAAAGUUAUAAAAUUCUCUUAGUAUGUAUUAUUUAUUAUUAGUUUUGUUACUAUGUAUUCAUUGAUAAGUAUAUUAUUACCAGCUUUAAAAAAUUGUAAGUUAUAUAAUGUUUUAGGAUAAUUUGUUGUAUAAUAACGGAAUCUCUCUGUGUAAAAUAGAUUUGUAUUUUUUUUUUUUCUUUACAUAAAUGAAAUGAUAUUAAGUAGGAACUCUCAAUUGCACAUUCAUAUUUGGUUUACCUUUAAUAUUUUAAUGCAAUUUUUUUAUAUUCUUAUUAUAAUGUUUUUCAUAGUGGUUGGUGUAAGUUCCUAAACAGCGCUGAUUCUAUUGAUGACAUCAGAUCCUUCUCUAAAUGAUGCCAUCGAUUAACUCAGUGUUGAAUUUAGGAACUUGACCUUGUUUUUUCAGUUUUUAUUUCUGCACAAAAUUAAAUAAAACUUCUUAUUUGUGUAUAA